GAGAGAGCGUGUGUGUGAGAGAGAGAGAGAGAGAGAGAGAGAGAGAGAGCAGAGUGCGCGCGAGAGAGUGACGGUGCCUAUACUUUGUAGUUGCAGAGCCCCGCGUGAGACAGGUGAGAUGAUGCUGCUCGGGUUUUCAAAUUUGCAGAUGCCGACAGAUGUGCCGACAGAAGACGACAGAAGGCUCCACGCGGAGGAGGACGAGAGCAAGUGUGACAGCAUGACUCUGUCCAGCACCCCGACUGUCCGCAGAGGCAGCACCCCUCUGCCCAUCAAACACCAGCUCAGACGAGAAGAAGCCGUCCACGAUGACUGCGACUGGGCGUCGGGAGUGGCAGGACCCUCGGCGUCUCCGAUCAGAUUCACCCCGGCGCUGGACGACACCCUGACCAUUUCUGUGGAGAGCCGACCUGAGGGGCCUCUGAGGGUCGCCCUGCUGGGGCAGAACGGCGUGGGGAAGUCGUCUCUGGCCCUCGCUUUGGCGGGGGACAUGGACCGUGCUGCGUCUGUGGAUUCUGAAGGGGAGGGUUACAUACGCACAGUCACCGUGGACGAUGAGGACAGCACCAUCAUUAUCUAUGACAACUGGAGACAGGAUCUGUCGGCUCUGCUGUGUGAGGUGUGCGUCCUCGUCUUCUCUGUGACUGACAGGCGGAGUUUCCAUCGCACCGCUCAGCUGAGACUCCUCCUGAGAGAGAAUCAGCCCCAAACGCCCAUCAUCCUCGUCGGUAAUAAGAGCGACCUUGUUCGCACACGUGAGGUCACCGCUCAAGAAGCGAUGUCCAGCGCCGCCCUCUACAACUGCCUCUACCUGGAGAUCUCCGCCUCUCUGGACCACCGCACACCCGAGCUCCUGGAGUGCGCCGUUCGACUAGCGAGGGGUCAGCCCCCGUGGCCCCCUGGAGCCACCGCGGAGGACAUGAUGAGCGGCGGCCAACGCGAGAGCAUGACCACCAAGGCCAAACGCUUCCUGUCCAGCCUGGUGCCCCGGUACCCGAGAGAGCGAGAGGUGGGCAAGUUCCUGAGGCAGAAGUCCCGCUCGUGCCACGACCUGGGGGCGCUGUGAUUGGACGACGACGGAAGGUUGAUGGUUAUAUUGUUGAGAGAAAAGAAUACCAACUAAGAGAGUGAAUUGAAAAAAAGACAGAGUGAAGGAAACUGAGAGAUGGAAGGACAAUGUCCGAGGGAGCAGAAGAAACAGGGAGAUGUUAGUGAUGUUUUUCUGUUAGGUAAAUAUAGAUAUUUUGUACACUAGAGUAAACAUAGAAGAAGAAAUAGUGUUGUAAAUAAAAUAUAGAAGUGAUGCAUAAAUACUGCCUUCAAAGCUUUGACAGAUUAAUAAAUUUCUUUUUUUGAGUCUUGAGAAACCUGCUGCAUUUCUGCCUUUUUUUAAUCCGGUGGAUGCAUUCAACACAUUUAACUGAGACAAAGUCAUGACCACGCACAUCCACGAGUCAUUAGUGUGGUUAGAUUUUGUUGAUGAUUCAUGUUGUGCUCCUUUUACUUUCAGUACAUUGUGGUUUCCAUGAGGAUGGGAAGCGGUGAAUAGUAAAAAAAAUGCCAGCGAGGAGAGGAGAGACUUAAGAGAUAACACCAUACUUAGAGAGCAGAACAGGAGAAGUGGAGGCACAUAUUGUAUAUGGAGGGGUUGUUGCCAUGCUACAGUUGUCAAGGAGACCUGCAUCACAUAUGUGCAUACACCUGUGCUCUGUAUGCAGCGUAGAGAUUUCAGCGAAGGCUGAUUUUGUGCAGUAAAUUGUAUUUUCUGAACACAAACAUUAAAAAAGCAGAGGAUUUUUCAGCCUCCCUGCUCUCUCUCUCUCUCUCUCUCUCUCUCUGUCUCUCUCUACACUCAGCACUUCCAUCCUCCUACUCACACCCACACGUGAACAAAGAUUUAGCACAUCAUCACAGGUCUUUACACCCAUCAUUUGUUAUCAAAGGCAGAGCUGUGCUAUAAUAGAAGUGGAAAAAUAAAAAUGUUGGCAUGAUA
Messenger RNA from Labrus bergylta (ballan wrasse), 1993 nucleotides. RefSeq names its product GTP-binding protein REM 2. Lineage: Eukaryota; Metazoa; Chordata; Actinopteri; Labriformes; Labridae. The record is from RefSeq and is a predicted model, not a curated record. Gene Ontology annotation, cellular component: plasma membrane. Gene Ontology annotation, molecular function: GTPase activity; GTP binding; calcium channel regulator activity.